GUAGAAACCAAGUCAUUCAUCUCCAUCACUCGUAAUAAUUUUAACAUUAAUUGUAUGAUGACAGGGUACGACAUGCGCUUUCUUAAUUCACUUUCUCCCCACUUGCUCCUUACCUUAACAUUCUAUGAUUCAGAAUCAGUUCCAAGAAGGUUCUUCUUCACCAUAUCUUCAAAGGGUUUCUGUAGUCCUCAAAUUUCUGAAAAGUUCAUAUAUUUAUACGCAAAGCAGAGGAGCGAGGUAGGUAGUUGAAGCCCAUUUUGAUUUCUGAGUGAGAGGGGGGAAGAGCUUGUAAGUUUCAGCAAUGGCGCUUUUGCAGCUCUUCAUCACCGCGUCGAUUCCGGUCUUGAAAGUGCUCUUGAUCACUGCACUUGGCUCCUAUCUUGCACUUGAGCGCGUUAAUAUUCUGGGGGAAGAAACCAGGAAGAACUUGAACACUGUUGUAUUUCAUGUAUUCGGUCCAGCUCUGGUGGGAACUAACCUUGCCCAGACUAUUACAUAUGACAGUAUGAUUAAACUGUGGUUUAUGCCAUUGAACAUCUUAAUCACCUUCAUUGUUGGUUCUGUACUUGGAUGGAUACUCAUCCAAUUAGCAAGACCACCUCCACAUCUCCGAGGCCUCAUUUUGGGUUGCUGUGCGGCUGGAAAUUUGGGGAACAUGCUCCUCAUUAUAAUCCCAGCAGUCUGUAAAGAAAAGGGAAGCCCAUUUGGAGCUCCUGAUGUCUGUCACACUUAUGGAAUGGCUUAUGCAUCACUUUCAAUGGCAGUAAGAGCCAUUUAUAUUUGGUCCUAUGUGUAUAACAUUGUGAGGAUAUCUUCAAAGAGGAGUACCCAAGACUCCCCCAAGUCUUUGGAGGAACCCUCCGAAUCAAACCAAGUAAGUUGCACUGAGCCUCUGCUUUCUUCCAAGGAAUAUGGGAUAGUGGAGGACAAUGCCGAUCAGUAUGCACUACCCUGCACUAUAUCUCAACAAGACUCUAAGAUAGAACCUCCGAGUAAAUCCAAGAACUGUCUAGUGAGAAUGUUUCAAAAGCUUAAUCUGAAAACGAUAUUUGCCCCUUCAACUAUUGCCGCGAUUGUUGGGUUUGCAAUCGGAGUCAUCCCUCAGAUUCGUAAACUAAUGAUAGGAGAUGGUGCUCCUCUACGGGUGAUCCAAGACACUACUAACUUGUUGGGAGAUGGAGCUAUCCCCUCUCUCACUUUGAUAAUUGGAGGAAACCUCCUUAAAGGUUUGAGAGGGUCAGGGAUACAGAAAUCUAUUGUUGUUGGGAUCAUAUUCGUUCGUUACGUGUUCCUGCCUCUUAUAGGCAUAUUGAUCAUUAAAGGGGCGCUAAAAUUUGGCUUAGUGCACUCUGAUCCAUUAUAUCUAUUUGUUCUCCUGAUUCAGUAUACACUCCCACCUGCAAUGAACAUGGGAAUGAUCACCCAGUUGUUCGGAGCAGGAGAGAACGAAUGUUCAGUAAUACUGCUGUGGACUUACGUAUUUGCAUCAGUAUCACUUACUUUAUGGUCUGCCUUCUUCAUGUGGUUUGUGGCCAGGCUAGUGUGAAACAGCUACAAAGCAUCUCAUUCAAGCAAAAUCUAAAUCACUCAUCUCAGUUCUGAUAGAGAUUCGUUACAAAAAGACAAUAUUUUCCAAAUUUGUAAGCAACACAGGGACAACUAGAAGUGUUGUAAUUAGGUUCUGAAUCAAAUGCAAAGUAGCAAUACGCUUUUACAGAUCAA
Molecule: messenger RNA, 1722 nt
Organism: Rosa rugosa (rugosa rose)
Lineage: Eukaryota; Viridiplantae; Streptophyta; Magnoliopsida; Rosales; Rosaceae
Product: protein PIN-LIKES 3-like
Exons: 10
Coding region: 302-1546 (414 amino acids)
Biological process (GO): endoplasmic reticulum to cytosol auxin transport
Cellular component (GO): membrane
Source: RefSeq, a predicted model, not a curated record